AUGCCAUUACAGACCCAAACCAAGGGGGAUUUUGACACCUUCACUCCAAAGAGCACAGUUACCCCCCAAAGAAAGAAACCUGGACACACUUACCAAAAAGACAAUGACCCUGAUGAUCUGCCAAAAGAAACCACAGUCCUUGGGACUAUCCAGAUCCUGUGUUGCCUGAUGAUUUCAAGUAUGGGGGUCAUUUUGGUUUCUGCUCCCUACUCUUCCCGCUUCAAUCCAGCAGUUUCCAACAUUUUGAUGUCUGGAUACUCAUUUGUAGGAGCUCUGUGUUUUGCCAUUUCUGGAUCUCUCUCAAUUAUCUCUGGAGAAAAAUCAACUAAGCCCUUUACCCUGAGCAGCCUGACCUCAAAUGCGGUGAGCUCCCUUACCGCUGGGGCAGGCCUCUUCCUCCUCGCUGACGGCAUGGUAGCCUUGAGGACUGCCUUUCAACAUUGUGACUCAGAAAAGGACUAUCUAUCCUCAUUGCCUUCUUCGGAGGACUACUAUCCAAUGUAUAAAGCCAAGGAUUGUCUCUUGAGCAGUGCCAGUCUAACAGGUGUCCUGGCGGUAAUGCUAACAUUCACUGUGCUGGAGCUCUUACUAGCUGCAUACACUUCUGUCUUUUGGUGGAAACGGUUCCACUCCAACAACCCUGGGGCGAGGGGCACUUGGCUUUCAGUCACAGAAUAUGGCUCAGUGGAGCCUCCCAUUAGUCUGCUCCCUCCUCAGCCCAGUGCCAUCCCGGUGCCAUGCACCCAAGAGCUCAGGACAGCUUUAGCGGCUGCCCAGUCCCAACCACGCCUGUUGUCUGGUGUGAUGACUCCACACAGACUCCAGGCAGUUCCCCAGCCUGACCAGGUGGAGGUCUGUCGUGGUGGAGAGAGCCAUCUCACCACUCAAGCAGCACCAGCAGGGUGA
Lemur catta (Ring-tailed lemur) is the source of this 906-nucleotide messenger RNA. It is a transcript of the gene MS4A7, whose product is annotated as membrane spanning 4-domains A7. Gene Ontology annotation, biological process: cell surface receptor signaling pathway. Lineage: Eukaryota; Metazoa; Chordata; Mammalia; Primates; Lemuridae. The record is from RefSeq and is a predicted model, not a curated record. Gene Ontology annotation, cellular component: trans-Golgi network; plasma membrane.